Molecule: messenger RNA, 2418 nt
Organism: Lampris incognitus (smalleye Pacific opah)
Lineage: Eukaryota; Metazoa; Chordata; Actinopteri; Lampriformes; Lampridae
Product: GRAM domain-containing protein 4-like
Exons: 19
Coding region: 128-2017 (629 amino acids)
Biological process (GO): negative regulation of toll-like receptor 9 signaling pathway; apoptotic process
Source: RefSeq, a predicted model, not a curated record
GUGGACUGAGGAGAGGUCUCCGUCUAAACAGCGGCAGGUGAGGAAGAGGAGGCACACGCCGUCUGGAUAUAUAUAUAUAUAUAAUAUAUAUAUUAUAUAUUAUAUAUAUAUAUAAAACACAGCUUGGAUGACACUUUGCUACAGCUUUCGUUCAGGGACUGCCGUAUGCCAUGUUAAAAUAAAGACCAGGACCACUGUGUUGACCAUGCUGAAGCGGUUGGACAAGAUCCGCUUCCGCGGCCAGAGACGGGAUGAAUUCCUGGAUCUUGCUGAGUCCCCCAACACGUCUGACAAUGAAUGUAGCGACGAGAUCCCGACCAAGUCUCGACCUUCCAUCAAAGACCCGGAGGAGCUACGAGACCCUGCUGGUGACCAGCUCCAACAAAUGGAUGUUCAAACUGGUCCUGGGACACUUGCUAUGGCUGCAGUCAUCCAAGACUUCCAGAGGACAGAGACUGACCGCCUCAACGAGGUCAAAGGCCAUCUUGAAAUUGCCUUACUAGAGAAGCACUUCCUACAGGAGGAGUUGAGAAAGCUGCGGGAGGAAACCAACGUGGAGACCCUCAAGCAGGAGCUGGAGAGGGAGCGAUCCAAACGCCUCGACCUGGAGCAGAGGAUGAAUGAAGUCCUGAAAACAAGACCUGAAGACUCACCUCCUCAGCCGCCCAAAGCACCACCUCCCACUGUCAAUGGUACAGAGAAGCAGAAGGAGACUUUGUACACAAGGUCGCAGAAAUGGCUUUACGACCGCUUCGGGGCCUACAUCGAAGACUUCCGCUUCCAGCCGGAGGAGAACACUGUGGAGACGGAGGAGCCGCUAAGUGCUAAGAGGUUAACGGAAAACAUGAGGCGACUCAAGCGAGGUGCCAAACCCGUCACCAACUUCAUGAGGAACCUCUCCGCCUUAUCCAGCUGGCACUCGGUUUACACGUCUGCCAUUGCCUUCAUCAUCUAUAUGAAUGCAGCGUGGCAUGGAUGGGCCAUCCCUAUGUUCCUGUUCCUCGCCAUCCUGAGGCUCUCCUUAAAUUACCUCAUAGCCAGGGGAUGGAGGAUCCAGUGGAGUAUUGUGCCUGAGGUCUCAGAACCAGUGGAGCCUCCUAAAGAAGACCUGACCGUUUCAGAGAAGUUCCAGCUUGUUCUCGACGUAGCACAGAAAGCACAGAACCUAUUUGGAAAGAUGGCAGAUAUCUUGGAAAAAAUAAAGAAUCUUUUCAUGUGGGUGCAGCCGGAGAUUACCCAGAAGCUCUACAUCGUACUGUGGGUGGCCUUCAUCUCCUCCUGCCUGUUCCCAUACAAACUGCUGGGCUUCAUAAUAGGUCUGUAUGCGGGGAUCAAAUUCUUCAUCAUCGACUUCAUCUUCAAGAGCUGCCCCAAGCUGAGGGACAAGUACGACACCCCGUACAUGAUCUGGACCAGCCUGCCCACUGACCCUCAGCUAAAGGAGCGCGGCAGUGCCACGCUGUCCAGACGGAUUCCACCCGCCGUAGGCCGUGGUAGCCUAGGGACAGCCCUGCCUAUGGGCAUCAGUCGAGACGACGACAGCGGGCGGGCCUACAACACCAAGAAAGGGGCUUUCCACGAGGUCUUCAACCUGUCCGAGAACGAGCGCCCCCUACCAGUGUGUGAGAACGGCUGGCGGUGUUGCUUGAUCAAUCGAGACAGAAAGAUGCCGACGGACUACAUCCGUAAUGGUGUGCUCUUUGUCACGGAAAAUUAUCUGUGCUUUGAAAGCUCCAGCUCCAGGUCUGGCUCUUCUAAAAAGAACAAAGUCAUCAAACUGGUGGAUAUCACUGACAUCCAGAAGUACAAAGUGUUGUCGGUGUUGCCGGGAUCUGGAAUGGGCAUCUCCAUAGCAACCCCAUCCACGCAGAAGCCUUUAGUUUUUGGUGCCAUGAUCCACAGAGACGAGGCCUUUGAAGCCAUCUUCACUCAGUACAUGAAGAUUCUCACCAUGUCCACAGCCACCAACCGGAGACCUAGUGCCCCCAAGUUGACAACAGUCACGGAAAAGACUUGAAAUGCACAAAGAUGGACGCCUUUUUUCGGUGACUUACCCAGGUGCGCAGGUUUGGGUUUUUUUUUUACAAAAAGGAAACUUCUCCAAUGACGGCCUUCACUUAUGACUCUUUUCAGCACACCCCGACAACUGACUUCGCCAUUGAUGCCCAUCCCUCGCCCUCGAACUUUUGCGUGACCCUCAAAGAGAGCAGCGUGGAUUCAUUUUUUUGUUUUUCCCCCCGUCUCCCCUUACUGGUAAGGGAGGUUCAGGAGUAUGGUUUACGGUUCCACAGUGUUUUCCAACAAAAUGAGCGACGAAUCAACACUUCAUUGUUCACGUAGAUGUUUACCUAUUCUGGGGCACAGGUAGAAUUGUACGUGUGUGUGUGUGUGUGUGUGUGUGUGUGUGUGUGUGUGUGU